Mus pahari (shrew mouse) is the source of this 2503-nucleotide messenger RNA. It is a transcript of the gene Aar2, whose product is annotated as AAR2 splicing factor. The record is from RefSeq and is a predicted model, not a curated record. Bases 279 to 1433 code for a protein of 384 amino acids. The transcript has 4 exons. Lineage: Eukaryota; Metazoa; Chordata; Mammalia; Rodentia; Muridae. Gene Ontology annotation, biological process: spliceosomal tri-snRNP complex assembly.
GUCGGCCCUCGGUGAUCCUUUCGUCCUCCGGUUUCGUUGUGUGUGGUCCGGCCACCUCGCUUCUUGUCUCAGAGUCGCGCUGGCGGAGUCUGGCUUUGUGGGCUGGUGUCUGAGGAGGAGUCCCCGGGGCCACCGUAGUCAGGGUCUCUGGGGCUCCGGAAGGAACUUUCCCCCGCCCCGCAUUAACUGUAACCAGAGGCGGACACUCACUUGAGCUGGUUCUGCGUGGCUUCGGAGACAGAAAAGAGCCCUGCUUUUGGUUACCCUCCACUGGCCUCAUGUCUUCCAUGCAGAUGGAUCCUGAGUUAGCCAAGCAGCUCUUCUUUGAAGGAGCCACGGUGGUCAUUCUGAACAUGCCCAAGGGGACAGAGUUUGGCAUUGAUUACAACUCCUGGGAAGUGGGCCCCAAGUUCCGGGGUGUGAAGAUGAUUCCCCCUGGCAUCCACUUCCUCUACUACAGCUCUGUGGACAAAGCCAAUCCCAGGGAGGUGGGCCCUCGUAUGGGCUUCUUCCUCAGCCUGAAGCAGCGGGGGCUGACAGUCCUGCGCUGGAAUGCAGUUCAGGAAGAAGUAGACCUGUCUCCAGCUCCAGAGGCUGAAGUAGAAGCUAUGAGAGCCAAUCUCCCGGAGCUAGACCAGUUUCUGGGACCUUACCCAUAUGGUACACUCAAGAAAUGGAUCUCACUUACCAACUUCAUCAGUGAGGCCAUCAUGGAGAAGCUGCAGCCUGAGAGCAAGCAGAUCUGUGCCUUCUCAGAUGUGCUGCCUGUGCUUUCCAUGAGGCACACCAAGGACAGGGUGGGGCAGAACCUACCCCUCUGCGGCACCGAGUGCAAAAGCUACCAAGAGGGCUUAGCCCGGCUGCCCGAGAUGAGGCCCAGGGCUGGGACAGAGAUCCGCUUCUCAGAGUUGCCCACUCAGAUGUUCCCGGCAGGAGCCACACCAGCAGAGAUCACCAGGCACAGCAUGGACUUGAGCUAUGCCCUCGAGAGUGUGCUCAGCAAGCAGUUCCCUGGCAACCCCCAGGAUGUACUCGGUGAACUCCAGUUUGCCUUUGUGUGCUUCCUGCUGGGCAAUGUGUAUGAGGCAUUUGAGCACUGGAAGCGGCUCCUGAACCUCUUGUGUCGGUCGGAAUCUGCCAUGGGGAAGCACCACGCCCUGUACAUCAGCCUCAUCUCCAUCCUGUACCACCAGCUUGGUGAGAUCCCUGCUGACUUCUUUGUGGACAUUGUCUCCCAGGACAACUUCCUCACCAGUACCUUACAGGUUUUCUUUUCUUCAGCCUGCAGUAUUGCUGUGGAAGCCACCCUGAGGAAGAAAGCUGAGAAGUUCCAAGCCCACCUGACUAAGAAGUUCCGCUGGGACUUUACCUCAGAGCCCGAGGACUGCGCCCCAGUGGUGGUGGAACUCCCUGAGGGCAUUGAGACAGCCUAACUGCAAAUCCUCAAGCUGUUGGAACCCCUUCCCAUAUCGCUACAACCUAGCAUCUCCCCCAUUCAUCUGUCCUGAAACCCUCCAGUGCAAAAGUGGCCAUUUAUGUAUGGUUUCCUAUAGCCUGGCCCGGCUGCUGAAUUUCAGGAAAAAAAGAGGUCAAGAUGAAACCUGCCCCAGCAGCAGUCUAAUUCUUUCUGACAGUGAGAAGAUGAACAUUAAGUCAAAAAGAACUAGCUGCUUAUUCCAUAGCUGCUUAAAAGAGGAAAGAAACCAGAUCCGUCUUAGGGUCCGUGCUGUUAAGUCAGUGAGUUUUUAAGUUAAGUGUAGGUUGGAAGCUGAAUGUGGUUUGUAUAGAGUCUCUGCCUGCUCCUGGUUGAAUGGAAGGAAACCUGCCAGAACUCAGGCCACUGACCUCGCAGGUGGCCAGCUUCAUCUGCCACACCUCCUUCUGCCAAAAGCCACAGUGGUUAGUACCUGAGUCGGCCGCUGGCUGUGGGGUCUCCUGCUGCUGUCACCGUCAUCCUGAGACCUUACUCUGCAGCAGGAUGUGGAAGCCUCCCACGGGUCCCCAUUUUUCACUUAAGGCUCCCAUGAUCCUUCUGAUGACAUGGAAAUCAAGAGCAAAAGGAGAGGUUCUUGCUCCGAGCCUGCUUCUUAGGCCCUGGUAAAGUCUGGGCCUUUUCUUCAGAGCCAUGGAGAUAGCUGGGUAGCUUAACUCUCCCCAGCCCUGCGGUGGGGUUCUCAUGAGUGCUGUCACGUUUCUGGUGUUAGGGAGUCUUGAGGGCACACCCAUUGUGUGGUGUGGGCAGAGUUCUGCCUCAAGAAGGGCUCCCAGGCCCUCUACCCUGACCUCAGGCUCUCUACUGUACUCCCAGGCCUCCACCCUGACCUCAGGCCUGUACUCUGCUGUGCUCUGGAGGCCUUCUGGGGCUUGAGCUCACAGCAGGCCAGUGAGUGAAGUCCUGCUGUUUAAGACUUUUGCUUCCUCUUGUUUCCUUGGAGAUGUUUUUCCAAGAGCACAAUGUACAUUAAAGUCUUUGAGUUGGGACUAAUCCCCCUGUGUGAGUCUC